Molecule: messenger RNA, 2140 nt
Organism: Triticum aestivum (bread wheat)
Lineage: Eukaryota; Viridiplantae; Streptophyta; Magnoliopsida; Poales; Poaceae
Product: F-box/FBD/LRR-repeat protein At4g00160
Exons: 5
Coding region: 427-1941 (504 amino acids)
Molecular function (GO): protein binding
Source: RefSeq, a predicted model, not a curated record
GAGCAAAGGGGAUCGGGAGUCAGUUAUGCGCCGCCGCCUACCCUGCGCGGCUGCGCCCAUCUCCCACCUCGCGCCGUCAUCGUCGCCGUCGGAUGCCUCGAAUGGGGAUCCAGUGCUGCUUGCGAGUAGGCGACCAAAUAAGCAGCUCCCAAUCGAAGCAGCAGCAGCUCCAUUUUUCGAGCAGCUCCUUUCCGAGCUGCGACCGGCAAUCGAAGCAAUCAAGCUGGCUCCAGUCGGAGCCGCAAUCCGCAAUCGAAGCAGCUCCCUUUUUUAGUGGCUAAUCCGGAAUCAAAGCAGUCCUUUCCGGAUUACAAUCAGAAACAGGCCCUCUUUCGAAUUCAGUCUCCAGGUUUCCAUUGGUGGCGAGUCUCAAUUGGUGGUGGACAGCCUAGACAUCAGUUUUCGGAGUGACCAGCAACUCGGGCGAUGGCCAAGUCUAGUCGCCGGCGACGGGCUGCCAAAUUGAAUGCUAAGAAAGGCAGUCAAGAUGAUAGGAUCAGCAGCUUGCCCAAUGAUAUCCUGGUCAACAUUCUUGAUCGACUCGAUGUCCGCGACGCUGUGAGAACCAGUGUCCUCUCGAGACGGUGGAGCCAGCUUCCUGCCAUGCUCCCACAGCUUAGAAUAAAUGCUCAGGACAUACUGCCCUCAAAAAUUAAAACCGGCAUGUCCGAUGAUGAAUUGGUUCGAAUGUCCAAUGCAGUUGUUAUCAAAGCGACAAAGAGCAUACUGGCACGCAGGGAUCCAGUCGAAUGCACCAUCCGCUUCUUCAGUGCGACGUUCUACUUGAGCGACGAUGCACCCUUAUCAGUUGGGCAUGCUGUUGGCAGUGCCAUGGUGACACACAAAAUUGAGAAGGCCGAAUUCAGAGUUUUGACACAGAAGAAACGCCUAGAGUGCACCAUUGGCGAUAUGCUGACCUAUGGGAAACGGUUUGUGUUGUUUUUCAACAAGUGUCUAAAUGCAUUCGCUGGUCUCACGCGCCUCUGCCUGCAGAACUUGAGAUUCGCUGAAUCUGACUUUGUCUCCAACAUCCUCGUCACUUGCAAGCAGUUGAAUUAUUUAGGUUUUCUCAAUUGCGACACAAAGAGUUGGAUAACGCUCCAAGUUGAGCACGCACAACUCAGUGAGCUCAGUAUUGUCAAUUGCCGUUUUGACAUGGUCGAACUCACCUGGCUUCCGAAGCUCACCUGUCUGGCGUUUGAGAUUUGGAUCGCUUUCAACGAACCACCACUGUCAUUUGGCUAUGUCCCAUUGCUUGAGGUUCUCAGCCUUUCAAAUGUUGCUUAUAAUCGGCACAAAAUGGUCAAGUUAAGUACAUUUCUUGGCGAGACCUCUGUUCGAGACCUGAAGUUGGGGUUUAAAUGUGAAAAGAUUUGGGUUCAACCAGAGUGUUUGGCCGGAAGGCAGGCACAUGUGUUCCACCAACUAAGGAUUCUCCGUCUAUUUGGCAUUCCUGAAGGGUAUGAUCUCACCUGGACAAUGUUCUACUUGGAAGCGGCACCGUCCCUGGAGGAGCUCUACAUGACGGUGGUUGAUCAUCCGUGUGAAAUGGAAAUGGAUGAGAAGGUGAGGAGGCGGGAGUCGUAUAGCGAGAACAAGGGGGUCCAGUGGGAAUCACCUACACCAAAUUUCAAGCACCAUCGUCUCACCAAGCUAGCCUUCUUCUGCUUCCAGUCUGAAGAAUACAUGGUGAGUCAUGUCAGGCGUGUCAUGAAAGCAGCGGUGAAUCUAGGGGAUGUGUACCUGUAUGACAGGGUCACAUGUAUCUACUGUGAAGGCGUGGAGCCUCUAAAGCCGAUAGUGUUUCCGAAGACAGAUGAGCAGAUGUCUUCAGUGGAGAAGCAAAUCAGAGAGGGCACUGAGUCACCUGCCAUAAUCCAUUUCCUGUCGGCUGCUGAAAUAAGCGAUGAUUAUCUUGCAAGGAUAUGUGAAGACGGUUAGACGCAGCUUCUUUGCAUACCAGUCGGCUGGAAUGAGUAUUGUAUUGGACUAGAAAAAAGCGGCGCAAGUCUGCAUUUCCUUAAUUUGGUGUGCUUUUUUAGUUGCAAUGCCCUGUAUAAUUAAAAUCGGUUGAAAGUGAUCGUGGCACUGUUGUCGGUGGAUUCAAGAAUUUGAUAAUCCAGUUAAAUUUGAGACCAAA